Amborella trichopoda is the source of this 3146-nucleotide messenger RNA. Lineage: Eukaryota; Viridiplantae; Streptophyta; Magnoliopsida; Amborellales; Amborellaceae. The record is from RefSeq and is a predicted model, not a curated record.
CACGAGCGACCCCGCCACUGCAUUUUCUCUCUCUACAAAUAUCCUCUCACAAGGAAUCUCCAGUUUCUCUCUCUAAGAAUCCUCUCUCACACUAGAAAUCCUCAGUUUCUCUCUCUAAAAUUUCUCUCGAGAAAGCCUCCAUUGAUCUCCUACAUUCUCCUAUCUGUAAUCUCCCCCCUCUCAGAAUCUCUGUUUCUCUUUCUAUAUAAAUCCCUCCCCCUCUCUCUCUCCCGGAAGUUCCACUCUCUCACUCGAAAUCCAUCUCGCGCCUCUCUGUGCAUCUCUGCUACUCUCUCUCUAGAAAUCCCUAUCCCUCCUCAUUGUCAAAUUCUGCGUUUCUCUCUCUCUCGAGAAAUCCCUCUCCCGCGUCAUUGUGAAAUUAUGCUUUUCUCUCUCUAGAAAUCCAUGUCUCGCCUUCUGUGAAUCCCUGCUACUCUCUCUCUCUCUCUCGACAAUGUGAAAUAAAGUUCGUUUGCUUAAAGAAGUUUCCCCUUAAUUAUCAGUUUGACCGCGUUCUCUCUCUAGGUGCAAUGUCAAAAAGCAGUAUGCGCGCCGCUAUGAGGUGCUUCAAGGCCUGCAACAAUAUCAACAAUGUCUACCGAUUCGGAGGAGAGAGAAAAUGCCUUCAUAUUCGCAGCCUUUUGUACGAUGCAGCUCGUUUUGGUGGAUACUCGAGGCCUUUCCUUAAUGGAAAUCAGUGUAAAAGAUUUUUCUCUCUAUACGAUCAAAAUGCUAUGAUGGCCUUUACCAGGAGGGGUUUUGAGGAAGAUGGAUAUUCAAAAGAAUCUACAGGUUCCUCGAAGAGUUUGAGACAACAAUUGAAAGGGAGAUCUCUUAAGCAGUUUCAGGGGUUUUUACAUGACGCUUCUCCAAGGGGGUUCAAUUCAUCAAAGGAAAUGCAGAACUAUCUGCAUUGGACCUGCGCAUCAUUCUCAACAUCCGCUAGUGAGACUGCAGGCAUGAAGCCAGUUAAUGGAAGUGAAAAGCAAAUUCAAGUUAAUGUCGUCAAAAAAGAACAAACAGAGCAAGUAGCAGACAUGAAAAUCCUUCGGACCCUUGCAAAAUAUUUAUGGCUGGAAGAUAACCUUGAAUUUCGUGCAAGAGUUAUCAUGGCUUUGGGUCUCCUUGUUGGGGCUAAGGUUCUUAAUGUGCAAGUACCUUUCUUGUUCAAGCUAGCCGUAGAUUGGUUAACUGCUUCUGUUGCUGGGGUUACAGUUUCAGAAUUUGCAGCUGCCAAUCCCACUGCUGUGGCACUUUUUGUGAGCCCUGCAGCUGUCCUAGUUGGCUAUGGAAUAGCUCGUGCUGGGGCCUCCGCCUGCAAUGAGCUACGUAAUGCCUUGUUCUCAAAGGUGGCUUUACGUGCUAUUCGGACGGUGUCUAGGAAGGUAUUUGCCCAUCUGCAUAACCUUGAUCUCCGGUAUCACUUGAGUCGGCAAACCGGUGCAUUAAAUCGCAUUAUUGAUCGUGGUAGUCGUGCAAUAAAUUUUAUAUUGACAGCAAUGGUAUUCAACGUAGUUCCCACCAUAUUAGAGAUAUCUAUGGUAUCAGGCAUACUUGCUUACAAGUAUGGAACAUCCUUCGCUUGGAUCACAUCUCUAUCUGUGGCUGCCUAUGUUGCAUUUACUUUGGUUGUUACUCAGUGGCGAACUAAGUUUCGACAGGCAAUGAAUAAAGCUGAUAAUGAUGCGAGUUCAAGAGCAAUCGAUUCAUUAAUUAAUUAUGAGACUGUCAAGUACUUCAACAAUGAGGCUUUUGAAGUCAGAAAAUAUGAUGAGUUUUUAAAGAGGUAUGAAGAUGCUGCUCUAAAAACCCAAAGUAGCCUUGCUUAUCUGAACUUCGGCCAAAAUGUGAUAUUUAGUACAGCUCUAUCCACGGCAAUGGUAUUGUGUUCCCAUGGAAUUACAAGUGGGACCAUGACUGUUGGUGAUUUGGUCAUGGUUAACGGGCUUCUCUUCCAAUUAUCUCUACCUCUCAAUUUCCUUGGAAGUGUGUAUCGUGAAACUCGACAGAGUCUUAUUGACAUGAAGUCCAUGUUUUCAUUGCUUGAGGAAAGGCCUGAGAUUAGUGACAAGCCCAACUCAAAACCUCUGCAAUUGAGUAUGGGAAGCAUCCAAUUCGACAAUGUAUAUUUUGGGUAUCUAACAGAGCGCAAUAUUCUUGAUGGAGUAUCAUUUGAGGUAGCAGGUGGGAGAAGUGUAGCUAUUGUUGGAACCAGUGGCAGUGGUAAGUCAACCAUUCUUAGACUUCUGUACAGAUUCUUUGACUGUCAUAAAGGAGCUAUAAGAAUCGAUGGUCGGGAUAUAAGGGAUGUGACACUUGAGAGUCUCCGGAGAUCAAUCGGUGUUGUACCACAGGAUACUGUACUUUUUAAUGAUACUAUAUUCCACAAUAUACAUUACGGUCGAUUAUCAGCAUCUGAGGAGGAGGUCUACGAUGCUGCUCGACAUGCUGCCAUACAUGAUACCAUCAUGCGUUUUCCUGAGAAAUAUAAAACUGUGGUUGGCGAAAGAGGACUUAAGUUGAGUGGAGGAGAGAAACAGCGUGUGGCCCUAGCUCGUGCAUUUUUGAAGGCACCUCCUAUUCUGCUGUGUGAUGAAGCCACAAGUGCUCUUGACAGUACAACCGAAGCUGAGAUUUUAAACGCAUUAAAGUCCUUGGCGAACAACAGGACAGCAAUCUUCAUUGCUCAUAGGCUUACAACCGCAAUGCAGUGUGAUGAGAUAAUUGUUUUGGAGAAUGGUAAGGUUGUUGAACAAGGGCCUCAUGACAUUCUUGUUUCAAUGAGUGGAAGAUAUGCACAGCUUUGGGGACAGCAGAACAAUGACAUAAAUUAAUUAGGGAUCAAACUUGAAUCUUGAGUUUAUUUGUGUUGAAUGUGUUAUAAUAUAAAUUAUAUAAUUAUAAAAUAGGAGAAAAUUUGAGUUGAUAAUUUGCGGGAGGAAUGUAAUUAUGCGGAAGUUGGAUUUUUGGAUUUUAUUUUUUUUGGAGGAGAAUUUUAGAGGGUUUAGGGUCCUUUAUCACUGUUUAUAGACCCUCUAUUUUAAGGUAUAUAUGUUUUGCGUUAUGAGGAUCUAUACAUGAGUUGUAGAAUAACCAGUAUAACUUAACCUUCAUUUUUAUAGUCUGAUAAAAUGUUUGUUUGACCA